Pangasianodon hypophthalmus (striped catfish) is the source of this 2224-nucleotide messenger RNA. RefSeq names its product poly (ADP-ribose) polymerase 2 (gene parp2). The record is from RefSeq and is a predicted model, not a curated record. Gene Ontology annotation, molecular function: NAD+ poly-ADP-ribosyltransferase activity; zinc ion binding. Lineage: Eukaryota; Metazoa; Chordata; Actinopteri; Siluriformes; Pangasiidae. Bases 207 to 2099 code for a protein of 630 amino acids. The transcript has 17 exons.
AAAAAAACCUAAUCGGACACCACUUCCGGACUCCAAUAUGACGCCACCGCUUCGGUACCUCUUGGUUGUUCUCGCGCCAAAAAGAAAGCUCCUGAGCAACGAUAGAGUUAGCUUUGGCUUCUUAUCUCGAUCACUACAGCUUAGAAUUCUCUUAUCUAAUAUUCUUUUUAAAAUAAUUAGAGUUUAUAACCGUGUAUAACACUUUUAUGGCUAACAGAGCAAUGAGACGAACACGGAGCAGCAAAAACAAACCCAAGGUGAAGGAAGAGCCGGAGACAGAGUGGGCUUGGCAGGAUGAUGAUGGACAGUGGGUAUUGUACCCCUCGGCAGUGUGUGCUGAGAUCAACGCUGCGUUCCAGGCCGGGAGGAAGUGUGUGUCUCUGUCACUCUGCCCAGGAUAUGACCUGGACCUGGUGAAGAUGACACAGACCAACACUGUGACUAAAUACUGCCGUAAAAUCCACAAGUCAGUGUGUGUGGAUGGAGGUGAGGGGUCAAGUGGUCUCAGGAUUAAAGAGAAAGAGGAGGAGAAGCCCGUCACUAAAAAGAGACGAGGGUUGAAGAAGUGUGAGCCCACUGAGGAACUGGACAGUAAAGAAGUGGUGAAGAUGAUGGUAAUGAAGGGGAAAGCUCCAGUUGAUGCAGAGUGUAAAGCCAAACUGGGGAAGGCUCAUGUCUACAGUGAGGGUAAAGACGUGUAUGAUGUCAUGCUAAACCAGACCAACCUGCAGUUUAACAAUAAUAAGUACUACCUAAUCCAGCUGCUCCAGGACGACCAGGCCCAGGUCUACAGCGUGUGGAUGAGGUGGGGGCGAGUGGGAAAAGUCGGACAGAACAGUUUGGUGUCAUGUGGUGCAGAUCUCGCUAAAGCCAAAGAUGUCUUUAAGAAAAAGUUCUUUGAUAAGACUAAAAACGAGUGGACACAACGAGCAAACUUUGAGAAAGUUCCUGGAAAAUAUGACAUGGUGUUCAUGGACUACAGCUUGAAUGACAAAGAGGAGAGCAUGGCAGUGAUGUCCACUCCUUCUGAGAUGAAACCCUCACAGCUAGAUGACAGACUUCAGGCUCUCAUGGAGCUGAUCUGUGACAUUAAAGCCAUGGAGGAGUGUGUGCUCGAGAUGAAGUUCGACACUAAAAAAGCUCCUCUCGGGAAGCUGACGGUGGAGCAGAUCCGAGCAGGAUACUCCUCUCUGAAGAGAAUUGAACUGUGUCUGAAAAAGAAAAGCAGCAAUAAAGAGCUUCUGGAUGCCUGCAAUCAGUUUUACACUCGCAUACCACACGACUUCGGUUUGCGAACUCCUCCCAUUAUCUGCACGGAGGAGGAGCUGAAGGAGAAAAUCGCUCUGCUUGAGGCUCUGAGUGAUAUAGAGAUAGCAGUGAAGAUGGUACAGUCUGAAUCAAUGAGUGAUGAAAAUCCUCUGGAUAAACACUAUAGGUCUCUGAAGUGUCUCCUCCAGCCUCUUGAAUCACACACACACGAGUACCAGGUGAUUGUGAAAUAUCUGCAGUCGACUCACGCGGUCACUCAUAAUGAUUACACCAUGACUGUGCUGGACAUCUUCAGUGUAGAGCGAGACAGUGAGAAAGACAACUUCCUGUCUCACCUGCACAACAGGACGUUGCUGUGGCAUGGUUCUCGUCUGUCUAACUGGGUCGGGAUUCUCAGUCAGGGUCUCCGAGUCGCACCUCCUGAAGCUCCAGUCACAGGCUACAUGUUUGGUAAAGGGAUUUAUUUUGCCGACAUGUCGUCUAAGAGCGCUAACUACUGUUUCUCCAGUCCGAAGAACAACGUGGGAUUACUUCUACUGAGCGAGGUCGCUCUCGGAAACUGUAACGAGCUUCUGGAUGCUAAUUACGAUGCUGACAAACUGCCUUCUGGGAAACACAGCAUUAAAGGCCUGGGCCAGACUGCCCCUGACCCCAAAAACUCCACCACACUGGACGGUGUGAUGGUUCCCCUGGGUCCCGGAGUGAGAACUGGUGUGGGACACAGUGGAGGAUACACACUCCUAUAUAACGAGUUUGUGGUGUAUAAUCCUGCUCAGAUACGCAUGAAAUACCUGCUGAAGAUCCAGUUUAACUACUCAGCAAUGUGGUGAGAGAGUGUGUGUGUGUGUGUAGAGAAUGUAGAGAAACCAGAACAGAUUUUUUAAUCUCAGUAUAGUUUUGUAGGUUUUGGAUGAAAUUAAACAUUUUUUUUUUAAAUAAACAUUUUCCAGCUCUA